AUGCAAAACUUGGAAUCCAACAAGGAAAAUACAAAUCCAGAUCACUUCCUCAACACUUCUGCAACAACCACUACAAACACUCUUUACCCAGCUAACUCUACAAAUGAACCCAACCAAUUAGAUGACAGUGAUGAAUUGAAUACUGAAAACCCAGAUUCAACAACAUCAACUACAGGCGCUACUCGACCGAAAUUUUCCUUUGCUUCAGACUACACACCCACCCAACACUUUUCCGGUCUAUCGGCAUCCUACAACUACACCUCAAAUCUACCAAUAUCGGUGCCUUCAUUUGCCGUACUUAAUAACGAUUACGCUACAUCUUCGUCGUUCUCUCAUAAACCCAACGCCAUAGUGCACCCCAUAAGACGUUCGGAGCAGGCGGCAUUGCCGAAAACUUACAAUGGCCUUGAGCAAGAACUUAUGGUUACUGGCUAUAAUCCAUCAUUGUCGGUAACAUAUCCUCAAUUGGGUGCCUCGAAUGCGCGCCACUUUGCCGAGGAACUUAAUCGCAAAUUAAGUCAUCUGAGUUCUAGCCAAGGAAGUCGUGAUUUCAAAAACUCUUCACAACAUGGUAGCAACCAAGAGACAUUCAACCAACGACCACUUUUCAUUACCACUGUACCCAGAGGCAUAUUCUUGCCACCGCCAAAAGAUAUUGUACUUCUUUCGCCAACACGUAAGCGGCAAUUGUAUGCAUAUGCCUCACAUCCUGUUGUUUACAAUACAACAACGUCGUCGACGUUGCCGACGUCUUACUACAACAACACGCACAAUGGUCAUAAAAUAAAAGGUAACAGCGAACAAAACUACAGCAAUAGAAACACUUUAACAAUGGCCAAGGACAAAUAUCGUAACAACAACAACAUCAGUUACAAUAAUAAUAAUAAUAGUGGUGGUGGUGGUGGCGGCAUCGUUGGCACUAACGUUGCAAAUGAUGGAGGGGCCACAGCAAAAACAUCUUUACCCUUAAAUGGUGUUAGGGGGUCAUAUGCCUCCUCCAUACCUGUACCGGGCGGUGUGCAUAUAAGCAAACAGCAAUUUCAUCAACAACUUAAACAAAAUCGCUCAAAAAGAGAAACUCCACCUCCCGAACCCUAUAAAAAUGUUAUGCAUGAGAGGCGAAUUGUAAGAGGCAGUAAUUUUGUCGGAAAUCAAUUGUUGGGAGAUUAUGAUCCCUUUGAUAAGGCAGCCGAAUAUCGUAGGCGACAAGUUUUACGCAAAAAGAAUGUCACACACAGGAACCAGCGCAAUGUUUUGGGCACGCCACCUCCGGUAGAGGGACGGCGACAUGAAGACGUGCAAACCGAUAAAUAUUUGGAAGAGUUGGUAGCAAGACCUCCAGAAACUUCCACAGAAACACAAACUGAUCUAUUUUUAGAGAAACCACCAACACCUCCUUAUAUACCAGCCAAAAUAGGCGUGGAUGUAGCCACAGAAAUUGCUGACGGCGAACUUUUCCAAUUCGAUGCCGAGGCCCAGCCAAUUAUUGAUGUUAUGGUUGAUAGUAUUAUGGAAUUAAGCAUUUUGGAGGUGGCUCAUGAACAAGAAAUUUCCGGCAUACGCCAAAAACAACAGCAACUUUUGGCUGAACGUGAAACAGAAUUGGCUGAACUACGACGUCUGGAAGAGGAAGAGUUGCGAUUGCAAGCCGAAAAGCAGAGACGUUUGCGUCAAGAUAACAUUGCCAAAUCCUUGGACGAUGAAAUGCAGCGUGGAGUUACAGCCGCCAAAUUACUGCAAGGCCAUAUUGCCAGCAUUUUGCCCGAAGUCUUGGAUAGUCUGGAACCGGCUACAGAUGCCGCCAAAAAAGAACAACUAAUGAAGACCAUUUGCCCUUGGCUGUCUGCCGAAGUGGCCGAAGAAGUGGGUCAAAUAGUUGAUUCCCGGGAAAUACUUACGGUCAUCAUACAAGAGAUCAUUAAGCAACGUGCCGAAACCUAUGCUGGUUACAAAGAAGACACACCACCCCCCACAUUACAGCUCUUAGACGAAGAAGAACAUAACGCUGAGGAAUUGUGUGAAACGGAAGCAGAGCCACACCAGCCACGUUGUCCACCAGAUGUAUCAUAGAACAAAAACUAAACGAAAUAUCUAAAUUAUUACCUUUUUUAUUUUAUUUCGCUAAUUAAAACUGGCUUCAUUUAACAACUAUUGAUUAAUGUUACUAAGUUUUAAUUUCCUCUAAAAAUUUUGGAUAUACAUAUGUAACUAAAAUCAUUAUCAUUUCUAAGAAAAGCACACAUGAAGGUUACUUUUCUCAAUAAAAUCAAAAAUUAAAUCAAAAUUGUUAGUACUUUUAAACAAAAACAAACAAAACAAAACAUAUGUAUCUUUGUCUUUAAUGAUUAUUGAAAACUUAAACAAAAACCUUUUACAAAUUAAACACACUGCAACUGUAAUUGUAGCUUGAGGUUUGAUUUUUAAGAAGUUUAUCCAUUUAGGAUUUAUAAUAUUUUUGUUAAAGUAAUAAAUGUAUAUAAAAUUUAACACAAACAAA
Messenger RNA from Calliphora vicina (urban bluebottle blowfly), 2497 nucleotides. It is a transcript of the gene Rsph3, whose product is annotated as Radial spoke head protein 3. NCBI's taxonomy places the organism in Eukaryota, Metazoa, Arthropoda, Insecta, Diptera, Calliphoridae. Bases 1 to 2070 code for a protein of 689 amino acids. Gene Ontology annotation, cellular component: cilium. The record is from RefSeq and is a predicted model, not a curated record. The transcript is spliced from 6 exons.